AUGUCCUCCGCCACAAAGGGAUAUGACGACACUUUUACCAAAUCAGAAUCAGACUCUCAGAGUGUGACCCUGGUGGUGGACGAAAAGCCUUCUCUCUGGCAACGAAUUAACAAAAAAAUAUCGUUGCAGAACCCAGACUUGUCCUUGGUCCAGAACUUUUUGAUCAAUGACGACUUGAAGCCCUUGCUCAACCCACAAGACAGAACUUGGAGAUGGUUCCACUUUAUCUUUUUCUGGAUUUCCGACUCGUACAACAUCAACACUUGGCAGAUUGCUGGCACUGGUGUCGAGGCAGGUCUCAGUUGGUGGGAGGUGUGGAUCUCGGUCAUUUUGGGCUACUCUUUUGUUGGUCUUUUCAUUUUCCUUGCCCAAAGAGUCGGUGCCUAUUACCAUGUUAGUUUCCCCGUUUCGUGCCGGGCAAGUUUUGGUAUUUUCGGCUCGCUCUGGCCCAUCAUUAAUCGUGUGGUGAUGGCUGUCGUUUGGGCAUCUGUCCAGUCAUGGAUUGGUGGUCAGUGUGUUCAGCUUAUGCUCAUGUCUAUCUUUGGAGCCGAUUUGGACACCAAAAUCCCCAACAAAAUCAAAGGUUCGGGCACCACCUCGUUCCAGUUCUUGUGCUUUUUCCUCUUUUGCUUCUUUUCGUUGCCUGCCAUCUACUUGAAGCCGCAGAAGUUGCGCCACUUGUUCACCAUGAAGGCCAUUGUGUCUCCCGCAUGUGGAAUUGCUUUGUUGAUCUGGACAAUCAAGAGAGCAGGCGGAAUCGGACCUGUUGUGCAUCAAAAAACUUCAGUCUCGGGCUCUACGCAUGCAUGGGCGUUCAUCAACUCUACCAUGAACUGUAUCGCCAACUUUGCUACGUUGACAUUGAACGCACCAGAUUUUUCCAGGUUGGCCAAGACUAGACACUCCUCAUCUUGGACCCAGGCGAUUUCGAUCCCAUUGUCGUUUGCGCUUACGGCCAUCAUCGGAAUCUUGGUCUCGUCGGCCUCGAAAGUCAUGUAUGGCACUGCGUACUGGAGUCCUUUGGACGUGAUGAAGGAGUACGUUAUAAGUUACACAAGUGGAGACAGAGGUGGAGUUUUCAUUAUUGCGCUAGGCUUUGCCAUUGCCCAGUUGGGAACGAACAUUUCUGCCAACUACAUCAGUGCUGGAACGGAUAUGGCCGCUUUGUUGCCCCAGUACAUCAAUAUCAGAAGAGGCGGAUUUAUUGCUGCUGCAAUCUGCUUCACCAUCUGUCCAUGGCAUUUCUUCAGCUCGUCGAAAAACUUCACCACAUACUUAUCAGCAUACGCUGUCUUCUUAUCUGCCAUCACUGGAGUCAUUGCAUCAGACUAUUUCUGGGUCCGCAGAGGCUACCUCAAUGUGUGGCAUUUGUACUCUUUCACGCCUGAAAGUAAUUAUGCUUACAACUCACUUGGAGUCAAUUGGCGGGCAUACGUGGCGUAUAUUUGUGGCAUCUUGCCCAAUAUCGUGGGAUUUGUCGGCGCAUGUGGCGUUUCCAUUCCAAUUGGUGCACAAUACAUCUACAACUUGAGUUAUUUUGCGGGUUACAUUGUGUCAUUCACCAUUUACGCAUUGCUCUGCUUCUUCUGGCCCGUUAAAGGCGCUCCAGUCAAAGACAUUAGAGAGAAAGGCUGGUACGAGGUUUAUGUGGAAGAUCGUCCGGGCGAAAAGUUCUCAGAUAUUGUCAGUGGAAAGUUGGAAGAGAACGAGUAUGUUCGUGCUAGAGGUGGUAUCAGACUCUUGUAA
Molecule: messenger RNA, 1746 nt
Organism: Clavispora lusitaniae ATCC 42720
Lineage: Eukaryota; Fungi; Ascomycota; Pichiomycetes; Serinales; Metschnikowiaceae
Product: nucleobase cation symporter-1 family protein
Biological process (GO): nucleobase transport; transmembrane transport
Cellular component (GO): plasma membrane
Molecular function (GO): nucleobase transmembrane transporter activity
Source: RefSeq, a predicted model, not a curated record